AUGGGCGACUAUAGGCAGGUCCGCUCGUCUUCACCCUCAUAUCAACAUCGCGACAGCGACGGACUCGAGCUGCAGGAGCAUGUCGUCCAGGAAGAGGCGCCCGACCCAGGCGGUGAGCAGCACGAACGCCUCUUGUCGGAAGACGACGAGGAGAAACUCAAAGACGAUCAUGACGACGACCAGCCCCGGAAACGACGGAGGAGAUGGUGGCGUCUAGGCUUGUUUGGGCUGAUCGGACUUCUUGUCUUGACAGCUGUGGCCGUCGCGUUGAACCACCUCCAUCUUGAAGAAACAGAGGGCGAGGCAGUCAGCACAUUCCGGCGCCCGUCAUCCGACUACAUUAUCGACCCGGCCUGGGACUACGAUGCGCCCCCAACGGUGCGCGAGUACGACUGGGUCAUCUCCGACGUUACUGCCAACCCGGAUGGAGUCUUCCGGCCGAUGAUGGUGGUAAAUGGGCAGUUUCCGGGCCCCAUGAUUGUGUGCAACGAAGGGGACACCGUCGUCGUCAACGUGGUGAAUGAGGCCAAGAACGCCACUGCCAUACACUGGCACGGCCUCUUCCAAAACGGCACGAAUUGGAACGACGGAACCGUAGGAGUCACGCAAUGCCCCAUCGCACCGGGUCGCUCGUAUCGCUAUGAAUUCGCGGUUGAGGGGCAAUCUGGCUCAUUCUUCUAUCAUGGCCAUCAAGCCGCUCAGAACUUAGACGGCCUGGCUGGACCCCUGAUCGUCCUUUCCAAGAAGGAGAGGGACAACCAACCCAUUGCAUACGACUCGGACCGCGUGGUCAUGGUGCAGGACUGGUACCACGAUCUAUCUGAUGGCCUUUUGAGGGAGACACUCUCUCCUGGAAGCGAGUCAUCGCCAACCCCAAACGGAGCCUUGAUCAACGGAGCGAACAAGGUGGACUGCUCUCUGCACCAGAACCGGCACUGCGACUCUUCAUCAGCAAGUCUACCGUCGUUCGACUUGGCGCCGAACAAGCACCACCGACUUCGAGUGAUCAAUGUCGGCGGAUUUGCCUGGUUCGAAGUCAGCGUUGACAGGCACACAGAUCUUUCUGUCACAGAAGUCGACGGAGUCACCGUCGAGCCUCUGUCCGACUCAACCCUACUCGUCUCACCGGGCCAACGAUAUAGCCUUGUGCUGUCGGCCAACCAGACUGACCCUUCCAAUCUGUACUGGCUCAGGGCACGUAUGAUAAACCAUUGUUUCGCCGAGAAUAUUCUUCCCGACGAUGGUGUCGCCGAGGCGCAAGCCGUUAUCCGAUACAACUCAACAGAGCCCACGACCAAAUCCAUCGGCCAGUCUGUCCUUCCUACCACGGAGGACGAUAGCGGAAAGUUCACCGUCAUAUGCAAGGACAAGGCCCCCAACACAUACAAACCCGUGCCUGCACGCUCUGCACCCGAAUUUGCACACCACUCGUGGUAUUUUCGGGUGAACGUGGAAAUCGGUGACUGGCGGUUGGAGAGGGGCUUUGUGAACCAGAGCACUUUCCGGCCACAGCUGCAGUCUCCCACGCUUCACCGACUGGUCGAGGGUCUGAACAGCGCCAACGAGACGUUUGACGUGGAGGGCGUGAACGGCGAGGCGUUUGAAACCAAGAACGAGCUGGUCGUCAGCUCGGGCGGCGUCGAAGUGGUAGACUUGAUACUCCAGAACUUCGACGAGGGCAACCACCCCUUCCACCUACACGGCGCGCAGAUGUUCAUCCUGGCGGCAGGGCACGGGUACUUCCCGGGAUACCAGGAGCUAGGCCUGCAGGACGAGGGCAAGGGCCUACUCGACCCUGACAAUAACACCAUCGUCGCGAACCCCGUUCGGCGGGACGUCACGACGAUCGAGGCCUUCGGGUGGACCUUGGUCCGUUUCAUCGCCGAUAACCCGGGAGUUUGGCUGUUUCACUGCCACAUGAUCUGGCAUGCCGAGGCGGGCAUGGCGAUGCAAUUCGCAUCUAGACUUGAUCUGAUGAGGAACUGGACGAUACCAGAGGAGAACAUGAAGUUGUGUGAGGCACCUAUAGAUGAGCUUGAGAGGGGCUCGACUCCCAAGGAUAGUAUAUGGUAUGGGCAGUUUGGAGAUGGUCCCUGA
Diaporthe citri is the source of this 2097-nucleotide messenger RNA. RefSeq lists its product as uncharacterized. Gene Ontology annotation, molecular function: copper ion binding; oxidoreductase activity. The transcript has 2 exons. The coding region runs from base 1 to 2097 and encodes 698 amino acids. Lineage: Eukaryota; Fungi; Ascomycota; Sordariomycetes; Diaporthales; Diaporthaceae. The record is from RefSeq and is a predicted model, not a curated record.